Molecule: messenger RNA, 896 nt
Organism: Chaetura pelagica (chimney swift)
Lineage: Eukaryota; Metazoa; Chordata; Aves; Apodiformes; Apodidae
Gene: CDX4
Product: caudal type homeobox 4
Exons: 3
Coding region: 88-870 (260 amino acids)
Biological process (GO): cell differentiation; regulation of transcription by RNA polymerase II; embryo development
Cellular component (GO): nucleus
Molecular function (GO): RNA polymerase II transcription regulatory region sequence-specific DNA binding; DNA-binding transcription factor activity, RNA polymerase II-specific
Source: RefSeq, a predicted model, not a curated record
AAAACCAAACAGAAAUAUUUUUAAGCAGCAAAAGAAAAUACAGAAGAACAAGAUGUUGUGACAAGGUAUUUACUGUCUGUGACAACCAUGUAUGUGAGCUCCCUCUUGGAUAAAGAGACCAGCAUGUAUCCAGGAUCUGCAAGGGGUAACAACAACCUGCCAGUACAAAACUUUGUGUCUACUCCACCCUAUUCAGACUACAUGGGAUACCAUCAUGUGCCAACUCUGGACACCCAUGGGCAGCCUGCGGGAACCUGGGGAUCUCACUACGGCCCACAGAGGGAGGACUGGAACGCUUAUGGCCCAGGACCUUCCAGCACGGUUGCUGCUGCACAGAUCAAUGGCUCGUCUCCUGGACAGGUCUCCUACAGUUGUGCUGAUUACAACUCCCUCCAUCCUGCUGGAUCUGGAGGGUUACCUCCUGUAGAAACAAUUAAUGCACAGCACAUCUCUCCCAACAGCCAAAGGCACAGCUCUUAUGAAUGGAUGAGGAAAACGGUACAAGCAAACACUACUGGUAAAACAAGAACAAAAGAAAAGUACCGAGUUGUUUACACAGAUCAUCAGAGACUGGAAUUAGAGAAGGAAUUUCACUGCAACAGAUAUAUCACAAUAAGAAGAAAGUCAGAACUUGCAGCAAACCUGGGACUCUCUGAAAGACAGGUGAAAAUCUGGUUCCAGAAUCGCCGAGCAAAAGAAAGAAAAAUGAUCAAGAAGAAAAUAGCUCAGUUUGAUGGCAGCGGGGGCUCAGCUCAGAGUGACUCUGGUUCACUCAGUCCAAAUGAAAUAUCCAGUUCUCUGUUCCCACCACCACAUGGAAUGAGUGGAUUACAGCCUAAUGACAUUCUUCAAGUCAUAGUUUCUGAAUGAACAGAGGGGUAAAAAAAAAAGGGAAA